CAUACAGGUUAGUGUGAUCUAUUUAUAGCGUGGGACUUCUGUGACGACGGGAAAUAUUUACUGUACCAAGCCAUAUUAUUCUCGACUGAUUCAGAUGAUAUUGAAGUUUACUGUCUUACCAACAGUCAGCAUCUGCAACUUUGCUCAAAGGUAAUGCGUGGUCGUCUACACCGACAUAUAUUGUUUUCGGGCGUUGUCUAGCUAUAGAUAAACAUUUAGGUAUGUGUGACAAUGUUUACCUAUCAAUCACAAUGCAUAUGUGUCCAUUUCGGGUGUUUCGCAAUCCUCAUUAAUAUUGCCACGAUCACUACAACAAUGGCGCAGUUACUUAUUCGAGCUUAGUAGUGAAAUCGGAAUAUCAGUCUUUUACAUUUGGCUGUGUCAAAGACCCCAGGCUAAACACAGGGACCUGGGAAUUAUCUGUGUCAGAGACGUAUAAAUAGUGUUGGAACUCGAGGGUGUACUGAGGGUGUUUGGAUUUCUGUGUCUAUUUGGUGAGCUGUGACCUUGACCCCCGACAAUUCUGUUUCCCUGUGACCCAUCAAAAUUGCUUUAAAUUCAGAGACUCAGUGUCCCUAUCCAAAGACACCUGACCUAGCUGUUGACGGUACUUUCCCCAGAUCCUGUGACUGAUCAAUUUACCCUAUGCCUGUUACCAUGUGACUUUACUCUGAUACCAAAAAAGAAAAAAAAACCACAUCACUUGACUUGAUCUUUGACCUUUGACCUUUCCAAGAGUCUGAUCCCUUGACCUUUGACCUUUCCAAGAGUCUGAUCCCUUGACCUGUGACCCACAAGCAGCGAAGAUGGGCGAGGUUCCAGUGUAUGGGAAGGCGAUCAUCGUAGUUUCAGCCAUAGCCAUUUUGCUUAUAUGUAUCCUGGUGCCUAUGAGCUUCAGCUAUCUGGAGUACUAUGAGUACGGAUUCAUUCGUCAGAAGUCUACAGGCACAGUGGUGCUAGAUAAGGUGUACACAGCGGGGCGAUUAUUCACAGGACCAGACUUCGAGUUCAAAGUCUUUCCAGCCGACGCCCAACAGGUGGAACUAAGUGACAUUACUGUAUUUACGGCCGACAAGUUGGAGGUGGGGGUGACUGUUUACUUUCAAUAUUUCCUGCGAGUUGAAGACCUUCAACUGUUACAUGCUGCCUAUGACAUUUACUACGAAGACCUCAUGAAGUCGAGUGCCACUGACGCUGUGAAGGGUGCCACUACAACUUUUAAUACAAAGCAAAUGAUCACAGACCGGCGUGUGUUGGAGGAAACCCUUUACACGGCUGUCAGAGAGAGGCUGGGCGGAACCUGUUGCAGGAAGGACUGCACAGCUUUUGUUAAUGCUUGUUCUGUUGGCUGUAAACCUUACAGUACCUGUGAGACAGUUGAUAAGGGGCUGUUUGCAGAUGUCAAGUAUUUCCAACUUGGAAAUGUGGCUAUCUCUAAUACCGUGAAAGAACGAUACAUGCAGUCCCUGAUUCUUAUGGAAGAAGCUGAAGCGGAGCUGCUUAAACAGGAAGCUCAAGUCGUCAGGAAAAACACCACAGCCAUUGUACAGAGAACAGAGAAUGAGGCUGAGGAGAUAUUGCAGCAGGGGACGGUAGAGGCAGCGUACAUACACUCUGUAGCUAACGCCAAUUAUACUGCUAUCAUUGAGUCGGCCCGCAGUGAAGGACUUAAGGCAGUGUUUAACAGACUAGGUGUCUCCAGUCAGCAGUAUAAAAGUAGCUUUGACUACUUACGUACUCUGCGAGGACUUACGCACGUCCAUCUGACCGUUGACUUCCAGCAACUUAUUGCUGGCAACUUCGGUUCUAACUAGGAGGCCAAACAAAACAUUGGUGUGAAGUAUAGGAGAUAACUCGUGAUGUAAGGGAGGCAACCCUGAUCCAAACUAAAGGAUGCUAUUUAAGUUCAGAAAAGUUGAGAUAAUUGUCAUUUUAACAAAGAGAGAUAACUUAAGCUUUAACAUGGGAGUAUUGUGAAGCAUUUUAGCUUACAGAGGAAAUUCUUUUCAAUAUACAGUGAAAUUUGACUUGAUCUGUAGCUAAACUGCACUGGGUCGAUUUUCAGCGACCAGGUAGCUAAUUUGGAAGAGUGUCUAUUCAAAGUUCCGAGUUUGUUACCUGGUCUGGCCCUGCAUUUUUUCACCCCUGUUUGAUUUGGCACCAAACAAAAUAUACUCAUCAUGGAUGGUGGUAUAGAGCCUUGUGUCUCGGACUGAAGAGUUUUGUUAAAGGAGGGAGGAAUGUAGCGGAACUGGACUGGGUGGAUCGCCGGGGACCAGGUAGCUCAAUUGGUUAGAGCGUCUGUCUAGAGUUUGGAGGGUCCCAGGUUCACACCCCAGUCUGGCUGUGCCUUUUCUCUAUCUUCUGUUACAUAUAUAUUUAUACAAUUGUGUUGGUAAAGAAAAUUGUGAACAGUAAAGUCAAUUUUAAAGGGUCGUAAAGUCAUAUGAGAUUUGUCUCAAUAUCAGUAUAAAUUGGGUUUCUCAGGUAAAAACCAGAAUGUGAUAUUAAUGAAUUGUACACAUAGUUUGAGUAGAGUAAGGAAAGCCCUUACCUCACUCAUUCCUCUGUAUGGUCAUGAAAGUUAAGUGUAGAUAUGUAAGUAAUAUUAUAUAUAUUUGUUAAAUGUCAAUAAUUGUAACGUGAUUGCGGUCACCCAUCCAACUACUGACCCUGCUCGACGUUGCUGAACUAGUGAGCUGGUCCCCGGGUUAUACCGCAUCACUGGAAAAGCUAGCUUAUCAGUAUGGCAGUCUUCCCCCUCAAAUUCCUUAGCUGUUACACUACUCCUCCCUCCGAGACUUGGCUUAGCUGUUACACUACCUCUCCCCCCCCCCUCCGAGACUUGGUUUAGCUGUUACACUACUCCCCCCUCCGAGACUUGGCUUAGCUGUUACACUACUCCCACCUCCGAGACUUGGCUUAGCUGUUACACUACCUCCCCCCCCCCCCUCCGAGACUUGGUUUAGCUGUUACACUACUCCCCCCUCCGAGGCUUGGCUUAGCUGUUACACUACUCCCCCCUCCGCGACUUGGCUUAGCUGUUACACUACCUCCCCCCCCCCCUCCGAGACUUGGUUUAGCUGUUACACUACUCCCCCCUCCGAGACUUGGCUUAGCUGUUACACUAGUCUCCCCUCCGAGACUUGGCUUAGCUGAUACACUAUCUAAAAAAUGUAGGGGUGCAUGAAUUGAGAGUAUGAUUCACAAAAUGGAAAGCACUGCUCUGAUUAUCUCCCAUCUUUCUUUCUUGUAGAAUACAGCUUAUUUACAAUGUGCACUAAAACAAUCCUCUUUGUCCCUAGAAAACAUGUUUUCAAAUGGUAUUAGUUUUAAAGCCUUCUACAGCACCCUUUGUAUAAUAAUAAAAGUCAUUUUGCUUAUCUACCUGAAAUAUAUUGCGUGUACUGAUACACAGUUCCUUGAAUUAUUGACAGAGUUAUUGCCCUUUUUGCAAACAACAAGCCCCCAUUACUUUUCACUCAUCCAGCUGAUGAUGAAAAUCGUUGAAUUAUAGAUGUCCAACAAAUAUAUUGGUCCUAUAACUUAUUAUAGGAAAAAUACACCUGUGUGAACUCGUACAAAACCAGGUCACUCGGAGAUCGUUACUGGGAAAGUCUACAGUUCCUCUCUAUACACUUUAAGGCUCCAUCAGGAAGGGGGACACAUCUACCUGUAGUGGGGUAGUGCUUUACUGUUUGAUAACCCCAUAACAAAGUUAUGGAAUUUGACGUGUAACUGUAAUCAUUUUUUUUUCUUUUCUAUUAUUUCUUUGUUUUUGUUACUGUUUUGAAGUUUAAGGGGGAUUAUCCCCGGAUUAAAUGAUAUUAUUAAUUGUCAGAUUCAUUCUCGCACUUAAACGUAAAAGGUUUUGCACAUACGAGAAAUGUUUUUCUUACAUAUUACCCAAUUUAGAAUAUUGAACUUCAGUGUGAAAAAAAUGUGAAAAUUGCGGAGAUAAUUUUUUGUGUUGAGUUAUUGUUAUCAUUGCAUUCAAUGUUUUAUUGUGAGAAUGUGAAUUCUAUGUACAUCAUUAUUUAAGUAACUGCAGCCAUCCUUUUGAAAUCUCAUCAAUUAACUCAUUCACCCCUGAAGACACAUUUGAACUCAUCCAAUUCAAAGGUUGGAAUAGUUCAUAAUGAAGUUUCAGGGGUGAAUGAGUUAACAAUUGUAAAUAUCCUUGUGAAGGUAUAAGAUUUCUCACCUGUUAUUAAGAGUUGUUGUGAAAAUUUUGCAUAGAGAAUCUCAAACAAGGUCUUGGGACCCUAUACAAGAAGCUUUAGCAAGUUUAUUGAAAGUUUAAUGGAAUGGCAGCAAAAUUACGAUAUAAUUUAGCUUUGGGUUUAUAAAAUGAUAUAUAUAUUUUUGAUGUGUGUAACAAAAUAAGGUCUUGUCUAUAUACCUAAAUAAAGUCUUCUAUUUUUUUAAUUCUUUUUUCAAUGAAUUUAUGACAUCGUUUCCCUAUAAAGCAACCACCACUGGAGUUAAUAUUACACUGACAAAUCACUAGGAUAUAAACUUGUUAUCAUUUAUUCUGAUAUAUUAUUAUAGGUUCUGAUGAUGGUUGGCCUAGCCAUCUGAAACAUGUAAACCAAACGAAACCUACCUUUACGGAAUCCUUGGGAUUGACGCUCCAUCACUUACCUAUUUGUAUUAUAUAUUCUGUACAACUGGGGCCAGUGGUAUAAUUCUGGAGAACUAAUAUUUUGCGAUUGUCCCAAUCAGAACUUGUUCGCAGGGAUAUAGUUUCGCGCAACAUGACCAGGUACAAAUGAUUAGCUCGUUAAACAAGGGUAUUUUUGUAUUUGGUUGUUAGUGUUUAAUAACAAGCAUUAUGUGAAAAAAAAGUGAAAUACAAUAUCAUAUUGUUGAUUUAUUAUUUGGUAAACUGACUUUUUCAUUGUGUCUUAAAUAUAUCAAUAUUCAUGGAGAUUGUUAUAUUAUUUCUUGCUAUUUUUGGUGACCGCUUAUAUAGCGAAAUCAAAUCCCCGCGAUUUUUAACAACUUUACAGAAACAAUAUACAUGUAUUAAAUUACUAGACCAUAGACACGAUCAAAGUGUCUUAUAAACAUAAGUACUUGUGUUUAGAAAUUUUGUUUACAGGGGAUUAUAUGAUAAUAGAAUCAACAGACAAGGCAGUUGUUGUAAUAAACUUGUAUGUUAUUUAUUAUUCAUUUCAACUCACUUCUCCAGAGUUAUGCCCCUUUUUCUACAAAAUUCUGUACUGAGUUGAUCUUGCUUACUACUAGUUCUAAGCUAUGAUAAUAGAUAUUUCAAUAUUCCACUUACUGUAAUAUUUUUCCAUGUACAUGUACUACAUUUUCUCUGUAUUAACAUAACCCUUGUUAUUGUGAUGUCAAAAAUUAAAAGUUUUCUUUUAUAG
This is a messenger RNA of Mizuhopecten yessoensis (Yesso scallop), 5384 nucleotides long. RefSeq lists its product as uncharacterized. Bases 807 to 1814 code for a protein of 335 amino acids. The record is from RefSeq and is a predicted model, not a curated record. The transcript is spliced from 6 exons. Lineage: Eukaryota; Metazoa; Mollusca; Bivalvia; Pectinida; Pectinidae.